UUUUGUUUUGGUUUUGUCAUUUUCGUACAUACUACGCAGUUGAGUAAUAAAAUAAAAAUUAGAGUUUUGUGAUAGUUUUCAUGUUCAACGUUCGAGAAUGGUCUGAAAUUUCAGUGAAGUCUAGCAAUAGCAAUGACAAAUCAAUUUUACUUACACGACUGCGAAAAGCAGGUGGAUAUUAUCAUCCCGAACGCCGAAACCGUGAUUGGACGCGACUCGAUUUUGCAGUGUAACGACAAACGCAUAUCACGGCAGCACGGAAUUAUAAAACUAAGUGAUGGGGAAGCACCGUGUGUUGAAAUCACUUCUACCCACUCGAACCCUAUUUUCAUUCGUACCGAGGAUAACGUACUGAACAUACUGACUAAAGAUCUAACAGCAACACUCCGGCAGGGAGAAAAAUUUGCACUUCUUCCGGAUCAGUUUUGGUUUGAAGUUCGUUUUCGAAGGAGCGUUAACCAGGACCAACAGCAGGAAACUGCGGUCAGCUCAUCGUCUACUAGUGUGGGAACGAUACGCAUUAGAACAAUGGAUGAGGUCAAUAAUACUGUUGAACCUUCCGUUGGAGAAGCAGUAUCUAUCGAGCGGCCUGUGGAAAGUGGCGAGAAACGUAAACAUGAUGAUGAUUCAAAUGUCGAAUCUGCUAAAAAGUCGAGACCAGAACAAUCUGCUCCGGAAAGUGCGCCAGAAUCUGGAGAAGCGGCUUCCGCUGGUCCAGUAAUAAAGCCAGAUCCAGAGGCUGGAGAAGCAGAAGCAAGUUCAUCGAAACCACCCGAUGCUGACACAAAUGUCAAGACCGAGGUGAAAAAAGAAAAUGCGGAUAGUACUGGACCACCGCCCAGACCUUCCUGUGAGUUCGGAAUACGCUGCUAUCGGUAUAAUGCUCAGCAUCGGGCACAAUUUGCUCAUCCCAGUGAUGCGGACUAUCGAAGACCUACAUUUCCUCCGGCACCGGACGAUGCACCAGAUUGCCCUUUCGGAACAAGUUGUUACAGACGAAAUCCACAGCACUUUCGCGAGUAUCAACAUCCAGAUUCAACCUCGGUUACUCCGGUAACGCCACAAGUACCUGUUCAGCAGCAGCCACAGUCAUUGCCCAACAAUAAUCGUAACCGACAGGCACGACGCCAUCAGCGAAUGAUGCGCGACGUGUUAAUGGCUGCUAUUGUCAAUCCGCUACUGUUUACAGGCAGUGAUGACGAAGAAGACGAUGAUGUUAGCUUGUUUGACUAUGACAGCGAUUCCGACGAGUAUCGGCCGGGACGAGAGUCGUCUGAUGAGGACGAUGAUGACGAUCGGGAAAUUGAUGCGUAUGAGGCAGAGGAAUAAAAAUUUCAGAGAAGCUUUUCUUAUUUUUCACGUUGAACACACGUUA
Messenger RNA from Sabethes cyaneus, 1375 nucleotides. RefSeq names its product aprataxin and PNK-like factor. NCBI's taxonomy places the organism in Eukaryota, Metazoa, Arthropoda, Insecta, Diptera, Culicidae. The transcript is spliced from 3 exons. The coding region runs from base 133 to 1329 and encodes 398 amino acids. Gene Ontology annotation, biological process: double-strand break repair. The record is from RefSeq and is a predicted model, not a curated record. Gene Ontology annotation, molecular function: protein binding; DNA-(apurinic or apyrimidinic site) endonuclease activity; 3'-5' exonuclease activity. Gene Ontology annotation, cellular component: site of double-strand break; nucleus.